AUGGACACGCAAAUGCUCGAAGGCUCUUCUAGUCUAUCGUGUUAUGAGUCACUCAACGAGGAGCUGCUUCCGCAACUUCCGGGUUAUCGCUGCAAUCGGCACUCUGCGGGAAAUCGAAACCAGACGAUCAAAUACAUAAACCGUCACAUGUUUCUCACAGCCGCGAAGAAUGUGGAGCCCUACGAUCAGUACGGGAGAAUAUUUCAUGUCAACGGUUGCAAUGAAUCAACCAGGAAUUUCCUGCGUAACAUGAAGGGCGCAGAACCAAACGCAAAUAGCCUUCCUCCUGUCGACCGCUAUGAAACAGAAAGGUCUCUUGAAUGUGGUAUCCAACACUAUCAAUCCAUUCAUUUCGUUUUAAAACGCAGGCGCGAUCUUAUGUCUCGGGAAACUGGCAAAGACCCAACUGUCUCACACAAUAUUCAAAAAAAUCCGAUGAAAGCAGGGUGUUUUGUUUGCAGAGAGCCCCCCGCCUUGCUCAUUUUACUGAAAAGGGCCUUUUCGCAGGUGUUCGCUGAGGCAGCAUUAGGCAACACGGUUGACAACUCUGGCCGCCAUGGGUUUCUCAAAUACGGGACUUCUGUGCUGCGAUUUUAUUGUUACUGGGACGAUUCGAGUUCGCUUUAUGGAGAUGUUCUGAUGUUUAAAGUACACUCUCCGAAUUCAGGCCGUGAUAGUUAUCCGCUGUUGCUAAAACGAGCAAAACUUCCGAAGUCAACGGGUGGCUUUUAUCACUGGACUGAUUUGAAAAUUGGAUGUACUAUAAAUGCAUAUUCAAGAUUGAUCAAAAUGAUUGAUGCAGAUCGUGCUACUCGUGAGUUCUAUUUGAAAGAAGGCAUUGAUCUAGGCUCGCGCCUUGCCCCUCCCGUCGAGGAUCAUCCCGUGGCUCUCGAACGCAUGCCCCCCCCUUAUUCUGGAUUUGGAAGUGAAGAAGAUUCUUUGACCUCAUGCGCCGGGUCGUUGGUCCAGAAGGCGCCGGCAAAGCAUCGCGGUGAAGAGGGUGUCCUUCGCUAUCAAGCUGCAUUCGCAAACCCAAAACCUGAGGACAGGGGGCGUUUGUUUGUACUUGUAUACUACUCGACCGAGUUUGCACUUAUGAUUCGUGAACCGCCUCGGCGCAAUUCUGGCGUCGUCGGGGGUAAUUUCCUCGCUAAGAUGAAACUGAAGCACCCAGAUGGGAAGCUUGUUACAGCAGCUGACAUUGCAGUGACGCAGCUCUACACACGCCUCGCAAAUGUUGCAUGGUCUGAUGAGGACACCCGGCGUGCUGCACUAGAUGUGGCCUCCCAUGGAUGUGGUGCUCUGGAUUUUAAUGCAUUUGAAAAGCUGCUCACGGCUCUUGGCAGCAGUACUAUCACAAUCGCAGAUGUGCCUCCAAAACAAGCGAUGAUUACAAUGUGGCGACAUUAUGCAACAGACGGCCAAAUUAAAUUGAUCGAUUUACCAUUUUGA
Messenger RNA from Aureococcus anophagefferens, 1452 nucleotides. RefSeq lists its product as hypothetical. The transcript is spliced from 7 exons. Bases 1 to 1452 code for a protein of 483 amino acids. The record is from RefSeq and is a predicted model, not a curated record. Lineage: Eukaryota; Pelagophyceae; Pelagomonadales; Pelagomonadaceae.